ACGAUGGUCCCGCCCACGUUAGCGCCGGCAGACAGUGCGCCCUCUGGUGGCAUUCCCGUAACAGUGAGUAGGGCAAGAGCUGGGACGCCCCGUGGCUGCGCCAGAGCUGGUCCUCCUAGCCGCCGGUGUGUGAUUCUGCGCACAUUCACACCCGUAGCCCUGUCAUUCUGUACAGUGAGCAGUCGGGAGUGAAUCCGGCGGAGCGCAGAGCCCGACUCCAGCAUGGCUUCGGGAGACCUAUACGAGGUUGAAAGAAUUGUUGACAAAAGAAAGAAUAAAAAAGGGAAGUGGGACUACUUAAUUCGCUGGAAAGGAUAUGGCAGUAAUGAAGACACGUGGGAGCCAGAGCAUCACCUUCAACACUGUGAGGAAUUCAUUGAUGAUUUUAAUGGACUCCGUGUAUCCAGAUCAAAAAAGACUAAAGGUGGAAAACCAUCAAUUGUUGCAAAGCUUUUAGGAGGAUCUUCUUUACAGAAAAUGGCUCUGAUUUCGCCAGAGAACAUGCAGUCAAAAGGUACAUCUCAGAAACGUAGGCGAAUACACUCCUUUUCAAAGCAGAAGAAAGUGUGCACAGCUAAAUAUUCUCAUGGGGACAAUGCUACAAAGACAGUUACUUAUAGAACUACUCCCAGAGGACUGCAAAUAAUGCCACUGAAAAAAACUCUAGAGAAUGGAGAUUCUGACAAUCCCAAUGAAUCAAAGCAAUUUGAGAACACCUCUGAGCCCUGCCAAACUGACAUUAAUGGUGACAAACGAAAGGAAGACGUGACACAUGGUUUAGAAGCACAUAGUUCACCUAUUGUAAACGAGAUAGGAGAAAGCUUGACAAAUGGUGAAUUGAAUCCCCACAGCCAAGUUAAGAAAAAGCUAGAUGUGGAAAAAGACUGUGUGUUUGAUAAAAGAUUAAGAUACAGUGUCCGCCAGAAUGAAAGCAACUGUCGCUUCCGGGACAUUGUGGUGAGGAAAGAAGAUGGUUUUACGCACAUUCUUUUGUCCAGUCAAACAUCAGACAACAAUGCAUUAACACCUGAUAUCAUGAAGGAAAUCCAAAGGGCUCUGUGCAAUGCUUCAUCAGAUGACAGCAAGCUAUUGCUACUUAGCGCUGUCGGCACUGUAUUCUGUAGUGGAUUAGAUUAUUCAUAUCUUAUCGGAAGAUUAUCUGCAGACAGGAGAAAAGAGAGCUCAAGAAUUGCAGAGGCUAUAAGGGACUUUGUCAAGGCCUUUAUCCAGUUCAAGAAGCCCAUUGUGGUUGCUAUCAAUGGUCCUGCACUUGGCCUAGGGGCAUCUAUUUUACCGCUAUGUGAUAUUGUUUGGGCGAGUGAGAAAGCCUGGUUUCAAACACCAUAUGCCACCAUCCGCUUGACCCCUGCUGGCUGUUCAUCAUACACAUAUCCUCAGAUUCUAGGUGUCGCUCUGGCAAAUGAAAUGUUAUUUUGUGGACGGAAGCUCACUGCACAAGAAGCCUGCAGCAGAGGACUUGUGUCGCAGGUGUUUUGGCCCACAACUUUUAGUCAAGAGGUGAUGUUGCGGGUCAAAGAAAUGGCUGCAUGCAGUGGGGUGGUUCUAGAAGAAUCUAAAUGCCUAGUCAGAAGUUUUCUGAAGUCUGUAUUGGAAGAUGUUAAUGAGCGAGAGUGCCAGAUGCUCAAGCAGCUAUGGAGCUCACCCAAAGGCCUAGACUCCUUAUUCAGCUACCUUCAAGACAAGAUUUACGAAGUCUGAUUAUGUUCUGUUAAUACUGUGGUUUCAAUUCUACCUUCAAAUCUCUGGCUACCUUGAUAGUUGUUUGGGACAGGACAGUGUCUUUAUAUGCCCAAAAAUAUGCAAUGAGGUAUUCCACAGACUUGUUAUUACUGCUUCCAAUUAGUUUUUUUAUGAUGAAACGCUGGUAUAGGCUAUAUAAUGUACUAUGUACUGACUUCUGUAACUUUCAUUCUUACAUUCCAUUUGAUAGAAAGCACUUUGACAAUUUCUUAUAUAUUUGCCAUGUAUACCAAAUCAUUUAACUUGGUCUAAGAAGACUGCAUUGCUAAUGAUGCAGUUCCAGCUCGAAAUCCAUUCGAAGUAAUAAUGUGAGAACUGCACUUUGUUUCUAUUUUUUUUAAUUAUUGCUUUGUGUCUUGUACUAAAGUGGUUUGUGUAUAUACUAUGUUGAUAUUCUUCAUGGAGAAACCAAACAGGUGUUUUGACGUUAUUUUUCUGUAAAUAAGCUAUGCCAACUAAUUUAUUUCAGUUUUGUACUGAGCAUUUGGAGAAAAUGGUUGGUGGUCUUAUGUACGUCAAUCAUAGACUACAAACAUCUCUUGGAUGCAUUGUUGUGCAUUGUUAUUUUUUUGAAAUGCAGGAAUUGAGGACACGUGCGCCUUCUAAAUGUGAAAGCAAUACCUAGCCUGAAAAAUGCUGAUGUCCAAAAUCAAGAAUUACCUUUUAUGCAAGGGGAAAACUUGAAUUUGGCAUUUUGGAACCUGUUUUUUCUCAGAUUUUGAGAAAUAGUUAUUUUUGCAAUGUGAAAGGGAUCAGAUAAUCAAAAAAGGACAAUUUUGAUAUGAAGUACUUAAAAUGAUAAGCAUGCUGCAGUGAUUUAUCUGUUUUUUGUUUUUUUUUUUAUUCCAAAUUAUUUUAUUUCAGAGUCUCCUGAUAUUGUAGCAGAGUAGGUAAUAUCCAACUGGGGUUUUGCAGUGGUUUCAUUCAAAAUGAUAUAAUAGUGUUUGUGUUAGCCUGAUCUGUAGCUAAUAGCAACUGAAUGAAUUCAAGGCACAAAACAUUGCCUUUAACAUUGCAUUUAGCAUUUCAGAUAAAAAAUCAAACUAAUGAAAUGGCUUUUGGUCUAUGUCUCUGUAGUGGGGAUUUUAUAUUACCAUUAUGAUUUUGGUAAAUGCAUUUAUUUCCCAUAUUGUGUUAUGGCUCUCUAAUUCCAUAUUUGCUAUUUGUUUAUGUUUACCUGUACUUCUUAGCAAUGUGGGGUAAGCAGUUACGGACAUCAGCUACAUAAUGUACUAGUAAGGCAUCUAACAUAAUGAGUGCUGUACAACAGCAGUUAACCCUCCUGAAAUAGACUGUUGCUGCUGACUGUAGCUGAUAAUGGUGAAUUCUCUUCUUGGGGUACAAACUGGCAUAUACCAGGCUGCCUGUCAGCAAUAGUGUUUGCUGUACUUGCCAAGUGGUGAUGGGUGAUUUCAGGAGGUUUAACCUCUGGGAACAAUGGCAGUCAAUACACCAAUGUACUGUGGGGCUAUGUGGAUGGUGUAGCAGCCUUCUUUGUUUAUAAAAUGUUAAAUUUAUGUUCUGGAAUUGCCCCGUUAUAACAGCACCUUGACUAGAAUACAAUACAAACCUUGAAAUGUGUCAAAAAUAUAAGCCUUGAAAUGGUUCAUAAACAA
This is a messenger RNA of Xenopus laevis (African clawed frog), 3377 nucleotides long. RefSeq names its product chromodomain protein Y like 2 S homeolog (gene cdyl2.S). The transcript is spliced from 7 exons. The record is from RefSeq and is a predicted model, not a curated record. Lineage: Eukaryota; Metazoa; Chordata; Amphibia; Anura; Pipidae. Gene Ontology annotation, cellular component: nucleus. Bases 223 to 1719 code for a protein of 498 amino acids. Gene Ontology annotation, molecular function: transcription corepressor activity. Gene Ontology annotation, biological process: negative regulation of DNA-templated transcription.